ACUCUGUGAAACCGCAAAAGUCGCGCGUGCUAGUAAGUCGCAUUUAUGGAAUCAAUUUUGAUUGUACUAAAUUUCGGAUGACUUGUGAUAUAAAUAGUCAGUGAAAAUGAUACUUCUAAUUCGAUAAAUCAAAAUCGAGAGCUCUGUAAAUUUUUCCCCUGCAGUGUUUUUUUUUGUGCUAAGUGUCAGUAUUUAGUGAGUAUUAUGAACUUUGAGGACUAUGAAACCCUUCCGACCCAAAACUCCGUCACACACAUGACUGCUGGAGCAAUAGCAGGGGUGAUGGAGCAUUGCAUAAUGUACCCACUCGACUCCGUAAAGACUCGGAUGCAGUCUUUACGGAAUGCCAACAACAGCUCCAUCUCCGAGACCUUCCGGCACAUGGUGAAGAAGGAGGGCUUACUGAGGCCCAUCCGCGGCAUGUCGGCGGUGGUGAUGGGCGCGGGCCCGGCGCACGCCUGCUUCUUCGCCACGUACGAGUACUGCAAGCACUCGCUGGCGCAGCUCACCAGGCACCGGCACGACCACAUCACACACGGGCUGUCGGGCUGCAUCGCGUCGCUAGUGCACGACGCGGUCUCCAACCCCGCCGAGGUGGUGAAGCAGCGCAUGCAGAUGCUGCACUCCCCGUACCGCGGCGUGUGGGAGUGCGCGCGGCACGUGUACCGCAGCGAGGGCGCGCGCGCCUUCUACCGCUCGUACGGCACGCAGGUGGCCAUGAACGUGCCCUUCCAGGCGCUGCACUUCGCCACGUACGAGGCGUGCCAGGCGCGCCUCAACCCCGCGCGCGCCUACGACCCGCUGGCGCACGCGCUGGCGGGCGCGGCGGGCGGCGCGCUGGCCGCGGCCGCCACCACGCCGCUGGACGUGUGCAAGACCGUGCUCAACACGCAGGAGCGCGCCGCGCGCGCCGACGGGCUGCUGGACGCCGCCGCCACCGUGCUGCGCGCGUCGGGCCCGCGCGGCUUCUUCAAGGGCGUGCAGGCGCGCGUGCUCUACCAGAUGCCGGCCGCCGCCAUCUGCUGGCUCACCUACGAGACCUUCAAGCACGUGCUGGGCGGCGCCGGCGAGGACGCGCCGCCCGCCGCCGCGGCGCCGCCGCUGGCCUGCGCGGCGCUGCGCCUGGCGGCGGCCGACGUGCCGGCGUCGUAGGCGGCGCGUGCCGGCCGCGCCUGUUUCCGUUGUUUGUAAAUGAUUCGUUACCGCAGUCCACGAUUGCAGCUAGUACUCGCCGCCCGGCGCGGGCCGGCUCGGGUUGACAUCCUCGCGGAUGUAAAAUUGUUGGAGGUGCUAUGUAUAAUGUAUAUUGUGAUGGAGGGAACGGUUUGCCGCUCGACUCGUUGGGACGCGUCAAAUUAUGUUGUUGUUUGUGUAAAUUACUAUUAUAUUAAUUGUAUUUGUUGUAUUUAUGAGUUGUAUAUGUGAGUGAUAAACUCGAUUUAAAUUGAGAGUUAUAAACUACUAUUUGUAUAGUUAACGCGGCGAGCGACUGGCCUCGGUCGCCGCAAGCCGAGCUGUAAAAUUGCAAAAUGAAAAGAAUAUUAUAAACAGUAAGUAAAUAAAGAGUUGGACAAUA
Messenger RNA from Spodoptera frugiperda (fall armyworm), 1576 nucleotides. Its product is annotated as mitoferrin. Gene Ontology annotation, biological process: iron import into the mitochondrion. The transcript has 5 exons. NCBI's taxonomy places the organism in Eukaryota, Metazoa, Arthropoda, Insecta, Lepidoptera, Noctuidae. The record is from RefSeq and is a predicted model, not a curated record. Bases 205 to 1152 code for a protein of 315 amino acids. Gene Ontology annotation, molecular function: ferrous iron transmembrane transporter activity. Gene Ontology annotation, cellular component: mitochondrial membrane.